AUGUGGCUCAUCAACACGUCCACCAUCAAGCUCGAAAGAGCGAAUUCAGACGACUUACCCUCGACACCAUACGCCAUCUUGUCGCACACAUGGGCCGAGCAAGAAGUUACGUUUGAGGAUAUGAUCAGCCAUAGCCAAGUCAAAUGCAUGUUAGGAUAUACCAAAAUCGAAAACACAUGUCGGCUGGCUAAGGAGCGUGGCCUAGCCUACGCGUGGGUCGAUACUUGCUGCAUCGACAAGCGCAGCAGUGCAGAACUUGCCGAGGCUAUAAACUCUAUGUUCAGAUGGUAUAAACAGGCGACUGUUUGUUUUGCGCAUCUUGAAGAUCUACCACCGGGUGUCAACGGGAGUCUAGACUACGCAAGUUUGUCGUAUUGUAGAUGGUUUACUCGAGGUUGGACUUUGCAAGAACUGAUCGGCCCCAAGGACCUGGAGUUCUAUGACUGUGCAUGGAAGCUCAGGGGCAAGAAGACAGAUCUGGGUACAUUAAUAUCCGAAAUAACAGGCAUACAUGAAGAAGUGCUGAAUGACAAUUCUGCUCUGGAGAGCGUCCCCAUCGCUAGACGCAUGUCGUGGGCUGCAAAGCGGAAGACAACAAGGGUUGAGGACAUGGCCUACUGCCUUUUGGGUAUCUUCGACGUCAACAUGCCCAUGAUGUACGGCGAGGGCGCGAAGGCCUUCGAGAGACUACAGGAAGAGAUCAUCAAGCAGACAACCGACAUGUCCAUCUUCGCCUGGAAAGCAAACGAUGAAUCUCAAGACUACCGUGGUAUUCUCGCACAGUCGCCUGAUGAGUUCGCACACUGCGGCCAUAUUUCACAAGCGCCAAGUAUGCGAUGUGGCUAUGAGACAACCAUGACGAAUAAGGGUUUGAGGCUCGAGACGUUUCUAGGCGGCAGCAACGUCCUCAACCUAGCCUGUACUAAUCUCGACAGUUCCUAUGACAUAAAGAGGAUUGGAAUCUUUUUGACCAAAACUGCUGAUGGCUAUGUUCGUUCCUCUCCAACAACGCUUUUCGAGACAACGGAUUCAAGCCUCUGGGCUGGCGCUCGCUACAAGAUUUUUGUCCGCAAACGUGUUACGCCCUUUGUAUCAAAGCAAUUAAAACAAGACUUGGCAAAUAAUCUAACUGUCUACUUCGAUAUAUGCCCGGGCUUCCAAAUUUGCUCGUUCGCUGCCAAGCCGGCAGACUUGUGGGAUCAGCAUCGUCAUGCAUUCAUUGGAAACAUCAAUCAGAAGUUUGCCGGCUUUUUGGACUUUAAGAUCUCAGACAAGGCGGGAUCGUUUGUUUCCAACCGCAUCAUUGCGGUGUGCAGUUUUUAUCUUCGGCAUCCAUACGGUUCGAAAGGCAGCUAUGGUACUUGGAAGGCGAUAUACGAUUCAAAGGGGGGGCCAGCUUCGGAUGCGAUUAUGGAAUGCAUAAAUGGGUAUUAUAAUUCUUACGGCGAGGAGUAUUAUCUGUCUCGACUGGCGGACGCAGUUAUUCAGCGAGAGUGGGAUCCGCUGCGAGGGGAGUGGGAUCUGCAGCCAGAGGUGAAUCUACCAUCUGGCAAUGAAGGGUGUCAUCUGUGUAUAUCGUCAUAUCUGCGUAUGGAUCCUGAAAACGGGGCACGUAGUUUAGUUAUCAAACUCUCAACUUUGACAUUGUUCCUCCCAUCUCUACCCUACUUAACGCAUCCCCUACUCCAUCGCUACAAGUUUAGAUCGACUACAAGUCAGCCUUUCUGUGCUCACUUACUUUACCUCAUUACCACAACAACCGAAGUGUACGACUGUCGCCAUAUAUACUCAGUCGCCAACGCUAUCGCGACCUUCACUAUUCCAAGCGACGAAGCGGCUGUGCCUGCCCAGGCAGACAUCGUGGGCAUCCCUGGAGCCGUGAUGACUACUCUCAGUCUUACUCAAGGACUCUUACGUGCAGUAUCGGCUGACAACGUUAACCCGCAAGCCGUGAUACAAAUGGAGCGACUCGGAUCUUGUUUUCAUUCCAAUGGUCCAUGGGCCUCUAGAGUCCCCGAUCUCCUGUGCAGAGCAUCGUCUGUAAGACUUGAGAGGCUCUCUGCAUGGAUAGACUGGGAGAAGAAUGAUACAGCGUCGUUCAUGAGCAAGACGACAGGUGGCAAGACGAUUAGGUGA
Messenger RNA from Fusarium graminearum PH-1, 2136 nucleotides. RefSeq lists its product as uncharacterized. Bases 1 to 2136 code for a protein of 711 amino acids. The transcript is spliced from 2 exons. NCBI's taxonomy places the organism in Eukaryota, Fungi, Ascomycota, Sordariomycetes, Hypocreales, Nectriaceae. The record is from RefSeq and is a predicted model, not a curated record.